Molecule: messenger RNA, 1817 nt
Organism: Salvia hispanica
Lineage: Eukaryota; Viridiplantae; Streptophyta; Magnoliopsida; Lamiales; Lamiaceae
Source: RefSeq, a predicted model, not a curated record
CUCAAAUCCACUCCACCCAUCACUAUCACUUGUGAUUUAGAAGAGUUUCACCGAUUUUUUUGGGGUUUUGCUCAAGAAAUCAAAGAGGAAGCAAAUUUUCGAAAUUUCCUUACUUCUAAACACCAAAGGUACAUCUAAUAUGGUCAACAUUGCUAACCCCCGGAAUAUGAAUGUCACCCUAAGAGGCAAGGAGGAGAAGACAAGAUGGGCAGCUCUUGCACCGUUGGAUAGUAUGCCGUCUCGGUACCCGGUCAUCGACUUGAUCACAGAUAUGGGCAUUCAAACAUCUUGGGAAGCUCUCUUGGAAGCGGGCCACCUUAACUUUCUAUUUUCACAUCGUUAUGGAUCAUACAAGGUCUUAACUUUGGAGUUCAUGUCCACUCUCCAAUUGAACUAUAUCAAUAAAGCCUUGGCCUCUAUCACCUUCCGCUUGGACAAUGUCGAGCACACACUCACGUUGGCGGAAUUCAACUCCAUCUUCCAUUUGCUCGAAGAAAAUGAGGAAGGGUACAUUGAAGAGCCCCAAGACUAUAACAUGAAUAAUUUCUGGGGCCGCAUUACACUGGAUGAGGCCACGUCCAGCCAGGGCCCUAUUUGUGCUCCCUCCCGCGCUAAGUUAAACUUCAUCCGGAAUCCGGUACUGAGGUACAUGGCCAAGGCCUUAGUUUGCCUCCCGUUCGCUCACAAGGAACUGGGCAGCAUUUCUUCUGAUGUACUAUUCAUUCUAUGGGGCAUCUUGGCCCACCUGGGAUCAAUACCGCAUAUUACAUGAUUAAGCAUCUGGAGAGACAGGCAAAAAAGAAGAGUGGGAAACUAUGUUGUGGGGGUGUGGUCACCCGCCUGGCCCUCCAUUUUCAGGUCGAUGUGGAGGAGCGGGCUCCAGAUUCGGGGCCAAUGUCCAUUGAUUGGGAUUUUCUGAAGAAGUCGGGUAUGAUCACGGUGGACAGUAGGGGCGCCGAGUACUUCAUCCUAGGCCCGAAGACAGUCUUCUGAUUCUCCGACCCUCAGCUUACUGCUGUCGGGGGGUGGACUUAUCAGGAUAAUUGGAAGAUGAACUCCGAUGCCCAUUUGGCAAAAAUGGAGAGUGAUCCUCCCCAGGGCGAAGGUCAGCGACCUAUGCGUGUGGGCGCCCAUCUACUCCAACGCCCAGAGAUCCCCGAUUCACCCUUGCCUAACCGAGCUGACCAAGAAAUGGACGAAGAUGAAGAAGAGGAGGCUACAGAGCAUGAACCAGAGGGGACCAGCCGACCAAAGAGAAGCCGCCCAGUAGGCCGCCCUUCUAGGGACAGCCGAAUGGCAGACAUUACUUCAGGGAUCCGGCAGUUGCAACUGGGUCAAGACAACCAAUGGGAAUUUAUGCGAGAAUGGCGACGGGAGAACCAGCUGUGGAUGGCUCGUCAAGAAUCCCGUCUUGAGGCUUGUGAGACGCGGAUUGAGCACCUCCAAGCUUAGGGGAAAGACAGAUGGACUGAGGCGCAAGCCUUCUACCAGGCUUAUUAUGCGAGGUUUCAACCUCUAUCUGAGUAGAGGUAACCGACACCAUCCACCUCUCUCAAACUUAUUCCUUCCUUCGCAUUGAAUAAGUUUGGGGGGGGGGCGUCUGAUAUGGAUGGGUGAUGUUCCCCCUCCCCACUAUCUUUGGUGAUGAUGAACUUCAUGAUUGGUCGAUGUUUCGUGAACUAUUUUGAUCCGUAUUUUGUUUCUAUUUGAUUUGUGUAUGUCCCUCCCGUGGGACUUGAAUAUGGGGAUGUAAUGAUCGUAUACUUAUCCAUACUUUGAGGUGUUUAUUUUUGGGCGCUUAUGAUGAUUUCUUUUGU